Messenger RNA from Acanthoscelides obtectus, 4189 nucleotides. The record is from the annotation of a GenBank genome assembly. Lineage: Eukaryota; Metazoa; Arthropoda; Insecta; Coleoptera; Chrysomelidae.
GGCUGAAAAUGGUCGUCAACCGUGCUCCCUUUUCAGACAUUUUCUUCUAUUGUCAUUUGCAGUUCUGUAUCAAAAUGUGUAGAUGUAGAAGUCAAAAUACAACACAUCCUCAAAAAGUUUAAUACGUAAAUUUACGUGGAUUUCAUGGAUUAUUUUGAGAAAUGUUCAACCUAGUUCAGUUCUAGACACCAUAUUAUUUUGAAUAGUACAUUAACUAACAAAUAGCAUUGAUAAACAAUGGAUAAGCUCCGCAGAGUACUGAGUGGAAAUGAUUCUCCGGAUGAGGAGAGCGGUAUAAUGUCACAAGUAAGACACGACUCGUAAACACUAUUUUUAUCUUCUUUGAUAUGAGUACAAAUACAAACCAGUUUCCAACACAAGAGUUGGAUGAUGCCUCAACACUGAGCUGGUCAACAAGAAUAAGAGGUUUUCUGAUAUGUUUCAUAAUCGGUAUUUUACUUUCCUUCUUAGGAUCAUUUGCCUUGUUUCUACAUAAAGGCUUGGGUAUAUUUGCAGUAUUUUACACCUUAGGCAACAUAGUAUCCAUGCUAAGCACAUGCUUCCUCAUGGGACCAUUCAACCAAGUCAAGAAAAUGUUUGCUUCAACUAGAUAUAUUGCUACAAUUUUGGUUUUUAUUAUGUUUGUUUUGACCAUUAUAGCUGCAACUGUGUGGCACAAACCCCUCCUAGCUUUAUUGUUUAUAAUAUUCCAGUCUAUAGCGAUGACUUGGUAUUCCCUGUCUUAUAUUCCUUAUGCUAGAGAUGCUGUGAAGAAAACUGUGAUGACCUGCGUAGUAUAAUCUAACAUACAGAACUUUGAUUAACAUAUUUUACCUGGAGUUAGCGAACCUAAUGCCAUAUUGUCAUCUAGUAAACUAUCUGAGCUAUAGGACAUUUUUUUCUUAUUGUGUUGGUUCUCCUGAUAUAGUAGUAGCAGUAGUAUUCUAUUCAGCCAAAAUACAAACACAUGGUCCAAAGGGCAAGCCACAAAAAAGAAUGAAGAUGAAAAAAUAUGUUAUCCUCAGAUACUUUCAUAAAAUAUGCUAUAAUGAAUUGAAAUUUGAAAUUGUAUUAGUCCAUCAAUAUGUAUAAUAUAUACACAUACAUAGAUAUCCACAUAAAUAUAACAAACACAAUGAAUUGAAAUUUGAAAUUGUAUUAGUCCAUCAAUAUGUAUAAUAUAUACACAUACAUAGAUAUCCACAUAAAUAUAACAAACACAUUUAAAUAAUUGACAAAAUUAAAAAUUAUGUAAAAAAUAAUAUUCAAUAAAGAACUAUUUCAAUGGCAUCAACACCCUCAAUUUAAAAAUUCGUGAAUAUUAUAAAAACAUUUAUCAGAUAAUUUAAAACCAUUCUUUAAAAACUACAGUAGCUAUCGAUAUCCCUCAAAUCUCUAGGUAGAGCAUUGUACAUUGCUACAAAAUUUAGUGUGUGACCUAGUGGAAGUUACAGUCCAAAAUGAUUAGAUUUUGACUUGGUAUUAUAAUAUUGCUGUUCAUUUUGCAUCAACAAAGAUAGACUCUUUAUGUUGGUUACUCUACCCCAUCAAAGAGAAUUAUAUGACAGGUGGCUAUAUACAAUGUACAUGCAUAGUGGAGAGAUAAUAGAGAUAUUUCAUCUAAAUAUGUUUCAUUAUGCAUUACAGCAAAUAUUGUUUAUGAGAUUCAAAAGUCAUAUUAUAUAUAACCAGCUUCCAAGGAGCUUAACACUGUCUACAGACUGCAAUUCAAGUUGAUUAUUUAAUAAUAUAUCAACUUAUUCCUUACACACCAAACCUCCUCUCCAAAAACUAUUAUGUUUCUGCAAAGUUCUUCAGUAGAACUUCCAGAAACUGAUUUCUGAACAGAACGUUCAGAAGCUGAUUUCUGAAAAGCAUAAAUAACAAUGGUCCCAACAGUGGUCCUUGCGGUACACCAAGGUAAACUAGGUAUCUAUCAGACCUUACUUUAUCAAUUUUUCAAUACUUCUGUAGAUAAUUCAGAUAUUUGUCUGUAAUUUUCUAUAUCCUCCACAGUGGCUCUAUGUUUUUGGUGUUAGAAAUUGGGUCAUAUUUGUGACAAAUUCUAAUAGUUGUUCAGUUCAUCUUGGAACUUGGAUAGUUUUUCGGACGCGCAUUUAUGGCAUUAGGUUAUCUAUCGUCAGGUAGAAUACAUUUAUCAAUGUACAGAGUUACCAGAUAUCAAAAGUUAAACACUAUCAUAAAAUCAAAAUAAUAUUUUUUGGCAAAUAGCUGAUCGCUAAUGAAAUGUUCAAUUAAAAUUUUGUAUAGUUUUCCUUUCAGUAUUGAAUCAGAGAAAAUCUGAAGUUUGAAACAAACAGGAUCACAUUUAAUUUUUACUAUACAUUUCACGGAAGAAAAAUAGUUAGUUUUUGAAGGUUUCAGAUGAACAGGUUUCAAUAAAUUCAUACUUUUUAUAUUCUUUCUACAUAUCUAUGAAUACAUAUGAUAAUAACGCCUUUUGCAUAUAUGGUAACUCUACAUUUAUUGUGGUUUCAAGGAAUCAUUUUUACUUUACGAUUAGCAAUUAAUGUUUUAUUAGUAUUACAGUCACUAGCUAAACUUGUGUAUUAUCAUUGAUAUAAGUAUUCUACCUGAACAUAGUUUGACAAGAGUUAGGGUGUUUUGCUACUGUAUUAUAGAUGCCACUUGGAUUUUCAAUCCCUUUUUUGGUGCCUCUUUUUAAAUUUUCAAUGCCUGCAAGCAUUGAAUAUUUCAGAUACCUUUUUAGAUGUGGGAAUACAGUAUAUGGUUGCAUAGCUUCAAGUAGAAUACAUUAAUCAAUGGUAAUAUAUGUGUAACCAAUUUUAUCAUAUUGCUGUCAUUUGUAUUUAAUAUAUAGUUUCGAUUUUAGUAAUAAAACUAUACUGACAUAGAAAAAAGAAUACACAGUAAUAAUGAAUUUAUUACAAGUUUUUGUAUACAUACUCUUAGGAUUAGAUAAGUGAUUGAUCAAAAGUUCAGAAAAUCAAACCAUUAAAUAAUGUAAUAUCAAUAAUUUGUUGGCUCACCUUAUGUGUAAUUGUGUACAAUUACAAGUAGUCCAUUGUAACAAUUGAAUGUUUAGGCGUCAGUACACAAAAACCAGUAACCAGGCACUAUAUAAUAAUAGAAAAUUAAAAUACAAAAAUGUGCUAAAUAUAUAUACGCACGGCUUAAGUAUUGAGAAAUUCAAACUUUCAAAUGAAACGUAUCACUUUUUUUCUAAAUAAAAAAACAAAAUGUGAACAGGCUAAAAUGUGUAAUCUAAAAAUUGCUACAACUUAGGUUCCAAUUCUAUGAGGAUAUUCCUUGUUAUUCUUAAAAAUAUUAAAAUUAUUUUCCACCCUUAUGUGCGGCAUUUUAUUAAGAAAAAUUAUACCCCCCUGGGCAUACUACUGAUCAGAUGAUCGAUUUCCUCUCGAGGUAUCUUAUCCCAGGCUACCGUACCUCGUGCCACUAGAGUCUGUGGAGGUAAAUACAAUAAUUUUUUCCCAAAAUGUUCCAGACAACAAAUCGACUUGACACUCUUCAAAAUGGACCAUCGUAAUUCUGACAAUGUUUGCAAGAAGAGACCAUGUCAUAAAAACCACUAUAUCGGUAUAAUUGAAAAGCUAAUCGUCGUUUUUUGUCCUAACCUAAGCAUAUAACUAGAAAAUCUGUGUAAUAAAUUCAUUAUUACUAGGUGUUCUUUUUUCAGUCAGUUGGUAUAGUUGAAUCAAAAUUUAGGUGAUUUCAGUCACAAUCAUACUAUGUAUAAAAUAAGUAUGUAUAUUUUGAAAAAUCUAUUUUGAAUUUGUAUAUUUUUUGCAUUGACCUUGGUGUUAAUUUACAAGCACAUAAUUUAUUAUUUUAAAUCUGAAUUAUCCAAGACUGAUCACUGUUACUAAUCUAAAUCAUUUGAUACAUUAUUGUAAAAUGUUAAAUAAAACGCUGAAAUAAUAUAUUUUUGUAUAUACGUUGUUUUAUUUAGGAAAAUAAACAUUUAAAGAUAAAUUUUGUACAGUUCCAAGUAUAAGAAGACCAUUAAAAAUUAAAUAAUAUAAUAUACAUAACAUAUAAACCAUCUCUCUUUUUUCCUGAAUUUGUGGAUUGUAACACUGCAUUUAUAACUUACUAUAAAUAAAUUCACAGCAAAAUAUGUUAAUUACAGUAUACAACACAUAUAUUGAGUAUGAGUAAAUUCUAAGGUUGAUAAAUAAAAUACUGC